AUGAAAAAAAGUCUUGUUCCUUUUCCUUCAUUCUUUCAGUCCUUUCCUUUCCCUUCAUUCUUUCAGUCCUUUCCUUUCCCUUCAUUCUUUCAGUCCUUUCAGUCCUUUCCAGUCCUUUGUUCCUUCAUUCUUUCAGUCAUUCCUUUUCAGUCCUUUCAGUCCUUGUUCCUUCAUUCUUUCAGUCCUUUCCUUUCCCUUCAUUCUUUCAGUCCUUUCCUUUCCCUUCAUUCUUUCAGUCCUUUCCUUGUUCCUUCAUUCUUUCAGUCCUUUCCUUGUUCCUUCAUUCUUUCUUUCAGUCCUUUCCUUGUUCCUUCAUUCUUUCUUUCAGUCCUUUCCUUGUUCCUUUUCCUUCAUUCUUUCUUUCAGUCCUUUCCUUGUUCCUUUUCCUUCAUUCUUUCUUUCAGUCCUUUCCUUGUUCCUUUUCCUUCAUUCUUUCUUUCAGUCCUUUCCUUUUUUCCUUCAUUCAGUCCUGUCCUUGUUCGUUUUCCUUCAUUCUUUCAGUCCUGUCAUCAUUCCCUUUCCUUCCUUCCUUUCAAUCUUUUUCAUGAUGCUUUCGCUUGCAUUAUUUCUCUUUUUCAAGAAUCCUUUCCAUUUCCUCCCCUCUCCGUUUCCAAAUGA
Acanthosepion pharaonis is the source of this 618-nucleotide messenger RNA. The record is from the annotation of a GenBank genome assembly. NCBI's taxonomy places the organism in Eukaryota, Metazoa, Mollusca, Cephalopoda, Sepiida, Sepiidae.